AUGGCAGAGAAUUCUGCGCAUGUUGAGAUCCCUGGCGCACCUCUGAAUCACGAGGUUCAAUCGAUCAGCAAGGAGGCAUUGGACAAUAUCAUUGGAAAUAGUGCUUAUCAACAUCUGACAACUAAUCAGUGGAGUCAACAAGCAGUGGAAACGAUUACAACAAGUCUUGUCAAACUUAAUAAACCAUAUAAAUAUAUCGUGACUUGUGUGAUAAUGCAAACAAAUACUGGAGCUGGGCUUAGCGUCUCGAGCACUUGUUAUUGGGAUAAAUCAACUGAUCUGUCAUUUACGGUUCGAUGGGAAAAUAAAUCUGUUGUUACCAUAGUGAACGUAUUCGCAGUGGCAAUUUAA
This is a messenger RNA of Dracunculus medinensis (Guinea worm), 351 nucleotides long. The record is from the annotation of a GenBank genome assembly. Lineage: Eukaryota; Metazoa; Nematoda; Chromadorea; Rhabditida; Dracunculidae.